This is a messenger RNA of Pocillopora meandrina, 6863 nucleotides long. NCBI's taxonomy places the organism in Eukaryota, Metazoa, Cnidaria, Anthozoa, Scleractinia, Pocilloporidae. The record is from the annotation of a GenBank genome assembly.
CAACUAACAACAUGGCCGAUUGAACCGCCAAAACUAGCGUGGAAAGGCAAAAUAGUUUAGGCGGCGCGCGAAGGCUGUUAAUUAUGUUUAUGAUUGAAAGUAGAACUUUCAUUUUAUUGUCUUCAGAGUAGUUCGAAUUUUUUUUCGAUGAAAAAAACUCCGAUCUCCCAUCGCCAUUUGCCAUCGAGUACUCGCCACUCAGGUGAUGUAAACAAAACAAGGAAUGCCACUUCGAAGGUUGGAGAUCUAAUCACCUUUUUUCUUAAAUAGAAUUAUAUGAUACUCACUUUACCUUUUAGAUUAAACCAAAUAAAUUGAUCUUUACUACCCAUGUCAAAUUGAUGAACACUUUAUCUGAAAUUUUUUCGGAAAGAUAUGGCAGUAUUCAUUUGUAGCUUGAUGUCUUGUUGUGGUGAUUCAAAGGAACUGUUGGAAUUUAAGAAAUUUUAAAAUGAGAUCUUGUCAAAUGAUUGCUCCUAGAAAAGGCCUUUAGUGUCCUCAAGUAGCUCCACAUCAGAUUUCCAGCAGAAAUCCAAAAAUGACAGUGUCUUUGGUAAGACACUCUUUGACACACAGACAUCAUUAAGUGUAAGAGACAGACAACUACAAAAAUACCAGCAACAGUUAGAGGUAAGACAGUAAAAGGAGUCACAAGACUUGAUUGAAGUUAAUAUCAGUAGUUUCAGAAGCCAGCAAUGUGGUAGUUUUCAGAGUUUGUGCAGUGAUACAGUAGAAAUUUACCUGAAGACCACCACCUCAGUAAUAUGUCCAUCCUUGAAUUAUAAUCCUUAGUUUUGAGACCAAUUGAUUAUAGUAACAGAGUAGUUCUGUACUGGAUGCUAUUCAUGGAAUGUUAGAAAAACUACUGAGUGCCAAAACAAAAGAAAACAGAGAUGGCUCAGUGAAAACUCUUCUUUCUCAGACUGCCCUGAAUGACUAUCAGCUCUGCUUGCUAGAUCUUCUAGUAGACCUUUCCUGAAUACUUUUUUUACUGAUUUGUACAUUAUUCUCAAGUCUUGUUAUUUUCUCCAUAGAGAAUCUUGCAUGUUCUUUAGUUCUCCAAGUUUCACUGAAUUCAUUAUUUUCAUUUGAUGCCUUCUUAAAAUGAACAAGGGGAAUAUGCAUGUAAGUUGUCAAAAUAAAUUCUAUUACUCCUCUUUCAGCAUCUGAAGAAAGAAAACAAUGAACUCAAAGCAGAGCUGCAAUUCAUCAGGUAAUUACAUGAUAAAGAUUGGAUUGGCUGGUCCAGUGGAAAUUAUAGUGAAGGGGCAUUUUACACACUCACAUAAUCAGUCUUAUGGUAAAACAAAGUUUUUUUACAGGUCUCUCUACAAACAGCUUGUGGAAGAAGUACCACAGGAGAGAUUUGAUGAACGAAGAGUAAACUUACUUAAAUCUCAGGUUAUACAACUAGAGAGACAAGUAAGUAGGUUUAAUUUACUGUAUAAAAUAACUUGCUUUUCUGAAAGUGUUGAUCAAUCCCUGGCUAUAGGUAACUUUAUCAGUUGUUGUGGUACUUCUACCUUAAAAUGGUGAAGUUGAACUCAAAUUGUCAAUUUUGAACAUUUGGCUCUUAUGGUGGAAAUAAAUUAUUCCUAUUCUUUGUCAACAGGUUCUUCUCCAGGCUAGUGCUUUGCAAGCCAGAAAAAAUUUGUUCCUACAAAUUGAAAAUAAACUUCUAAACUUAAAAGAAACAUUGAGGUAUGGAAAACUUUUCAUCCACCAGCCUUUGUCUGGCUUGAUUUUAAAAUAGAAUAGUUUGAUUUGACAUUAAGUGAACAUGUCUGAGGAAAAUUUUUUUUGUUUUCAUAGAAAAUAAUUUGAUCUUGGUUUCUUACAGCUUCAGUACCUGAAAAGUGUUACUAUUUUGUUUCUUCAUCAAUUUCUGUAGGAGUCUUUACUCACCAGAUGAACCAUCAAAUUAUUUAACAGUAUCACGUGAAUAUAUACAGAAUUUGGAAUAUCGAUUAGAGGGAACAAGACUUGAUUUAUACAAGAACAAAGAGGUAAAAGUACGAUUUUUUUUAAUUUGAAAGUAGAAUCUCAGUGGGAGAGGACAGUUCAACUACCUUGUAUUAAAAGGUUAAAGGAAAAUUCUCUGUUGACUGUUUGUCAUCUUAGAGUGCUGAGGCUGAUGACCUCUGUCUGCCUGCCAUAUACAUGGAUGAUUUCUUGAAACAAUCAAAAUCUGUGGAAGAUCAAACUGUUACCCUGUUAGACUGUUGCAGUGGAAAAGUUGAACAUCUCAACUUGAAGCAUGUGGUGAGGUAUCAUUUAUAAACCCUUUAUAUUAGACGCUUAAGUGGCAGUACACAAGUUAAAUUCACAAGGAGAGAUUUGUAUCCAGUAUUUCCAUAGAAAAAUAUGAUGACAUGGACCUCUUUCAUGAUGGCAAGCAUGCUUGUUAUUCUUUGAUGAGCAUGUAAAUUAGUUUUCUGAGCCUUGCUUUUGAGGGAAAUUCUCUUGUUAUCGAACAUGUUGUCGAGGUCAGUAAGGCUCAUUUUCCUGAAUAUUAAAGAAUAGCAAUUUUUCUUGCUAUUCAUGAAAUCAUAAAGGAUUUGAUUAUAAUACAGAAGCCUUUUUGGGUUCAACAUCUACAUUUUUAUGCCUUUUUUUUUAAAAGGGGAAGGGAAAGAAAUUUUUUGGUUUUUGAAGUGAGUCAGAAGGGUAUAGUCUAAAAAGUGUAAUACAGGGUUCUUAGAAUAAUGCCAACAAGUUUCAUUAGUUUCAUUCACAAAACUGAUAUGCAUGGUCAAUGAAGAAGUUCAAACCCUUUCAUUUUCAGUCCAGGCUUGAAUCGAAGCUCUGCAAACUUUACAAAAACAUGGUUUGCCUGAAGGAAAUGCUUACAGUUGAGCCAUCCUCACAACCAGCAAGCUUAAUCAGUGAACAUAUAUCACAGCCAAUCAGAGAUAGGCUUGCAAGUCAUGUGACAACAGUGACAGACAUGCUGAGAGACUGUAGUGAGGACCUGUUGUCUUUGUCUGUCCUGUAUCCUGCUGCACCCUGGGUAAGGUCCAGUUGAGUAACAAUCACUUUCUUACACAUGUACCUUUAAUAGCUGACAUGCUAGGGUUUUAAUAACAUAUUUCUCAAGUGUUGGUCAAAGAUGAAAUUGCUCACUGUUGGGCCUUAAAAAUGCAACAAAUGGAAUCUUAACAGACAACAAUGAAGGCCUCAUAAUUGAUUGUGGACCGCCAAUAAUUCCUACAUAUUGAAAUGCCUGGACAGAAGUGCAGUUUUUAUGGCCCCAGUGGCAAGUUGUUAGCCAAAAUUUCAUGAGAACUUUCAGCUUUUUUCACCUUCCCCAUCCCUGAGGUUACAAUAAGUAUAAUUUAUGUUCUUAGUUACUUCAAAAGUCAUUGAACUGUGGAAUGGGCCCAAAUUCUUGUCUCACUACCCUCCCACUUUCUUUUUUACCAACACACCCACAUUCCUGCAUGUUGUAGAGAGUUGUUUGUGAUCUUAACCUAUUUUCACAGACAAAUCACAAGCAACCCACAACAACAAGGAAGACUGUGGGUGACUUAGUCAAAGGAUAAAAGGAGAGGUAGCUAGUAAAAAAUUUGGGCCCAUUCCAAGAUUCUGAUAUUUUGGUAUUAACAGGUGAUAAUUACAUGUAAAAUUGUAAUUAAUAAGGAUUACAAUAAUCCCAAUUCUUGUUGCACAUUGCAGCCUCCCUUAAAGAAGGUUAUUCGAGAAGACCUCACAGAAGAGAGUAUCAUGUCUCACAUGCCAGAGCUGAGCCGGAAAAAACAGCAAGAGGUAGGAUCAUACUAUGAAACAAUAACCCUACAGUUACAUUUUAAUUUAUACCAGUGUGAAUUAACUCUUUUUAAGUUAAACAUAUUUUUACUUCUUCUUGACAUCCUGCAAUUUUCUAAUUUAUACCAAGUGUUCCUGUAGGUUAAUUUAUGUCAGGGGUAUAUCCAAUCAUCAAAAUUGAUCCAUCUAGUGUAUCUUGUACAUCUAGUCUUUGACAAGAUACUUAUAUUAGAUUCAUGUGUAAAACCUGAAAUUUACAUUUAGUAAUUUUACCUAGAAGACUGACUGUGACUGGGUUGUAGUCCUUGAUUCCUUGUCACUCAAAGGUAUUUAAUUUCUGAAAAGGUAUAACACUGGUGGGAGUUCUAAAGUACCGUAAGUAUUUUAUUGUAUUAUUAUGAGCAGAUUAUGUAUUUUGUGUUGUUAACAGGUGAGAUCAGUUGUGCAAGCCUUGAUGAAAUCAAUCAGCUAUUCAAAGCACAUACUGUCACUAGAGGUAUGUUUAGUAAAUGGCUGGUAAUUUGUCCCCAAGUGCAAAAUAGCAUUCUUUUCUAGGGUUCUCAUGGUCUACAUUACAAUAGUUCGUCUUGUUUCUAUCAAGCAAAGUCAUAGCAGAGAAUGACUGUCAAGUAAUAAGAAUACUCUUAUUGUCUGAAUUAAAAAUUGGCUCUGGCCAUUGAAAUUUAACUUAAGCAUUCUAUGUAUCCAUGAAAUUCUUUGAUCCCAAAUGCCUGAUGAAAACCAGUUUUAAUUUACACCACAUUUAGACUAAGCAAAAAUACCUAUACCAGUAUCAUUAGCUAAAACUCCUGAAGAAGCACUGCAUCCAGCAGCAAAGUGAUAUACAACCCUUUUUCUUGGUGAACGGUGAUAUAAAAACAUUAUUUUAUUCCCUCUCUUUAGAUAAAAAUACUUAAAGAGGAGCUGUCAUUUCAUCGGCAAGUUUAUCAAUGCCAGGUUGACUAUGCAGAGUCCCUGCUAUCUGCAGUUAGGUAAAUUUUAUGAGGUUGUGCCCGAGCUGUAAAAUUGCUGAUUUAAUGAUUUGGAGAAGGGCUUUAAUAACUUCUAACAAUGAAUUUACACAUAUUUUAUUAUAUUUUUUUGUUAUUGGCAGAGAGGCAUACCAGACAUUUGAAGGAAAUUUUAUGGAACUGCUUUGUAAGCCUUUGGAAGGUAACUUUUUUGUGUGUUCUCCAUUUUUUUGGUCCAUUUUAGUUGUUGAUUUAUGGUUUUCAUGUCCUGUUUUGAGCAGAUAUACUCAGUGCUUACAAAAAACUGAAAGACACAGCUUCUGAAGAUGAUUUGCGGACUUUUCUGUCCUCAUUCAAGGACCAUGAAUCACAGGUAUAGUGUAACUUUUACUUGAGAGAACCAAUGAUGUUAACCCCUGCCUCUGAAUCCCAUGAUUGCAGAUUGUCUCUCUUCACUUUCCCCACCUCCACCCUUAAGUGUUUGGAUUUGUUAAAUCCCCUGCUAACCUGUGAAAAAUUAAUUAAAGUCUGGCAAAUGGUGUCUAAAACAGUAAAAAGUGUCUCCUGCUCCUGUGUCACUUGUUCUUUAAACAAUGAUCCAAAAGGAAAUGAGAAAGGGUGAAAUUACUAGCAGAGCUGAUCUAAAAAUCUGAGGGUUCAUAGAGUAUUAGACAAUGUCACUUUACCUCACUGUGUUUGCUUACUUCUUCCUAGUUAUCAGAUGCUAUGGAUCUUCUUCAGCCCAGGAAGGAAAAGGAACAAUCAGGCAAGACAAAAACCUUAAUUUACAUGUAAAUAAAUUAGGGUUUCAGUUUGAGAGAUUUGUACCUCAAACUCUCAUGUAAGGAUGUAUGAUAUUCUUGGCAUAAAAAGAAAGCGAGCAUAGUUUGCUGUGUGGCAAAAACAUGGCAUAACUCACUGAAAUUAGGAAAUGUUAGAUUUUGCAACAUAAGUCCUAGCUCCUUCUCAAAAGUUACAUCAUUUGUUGUUUCAAGGUAUCACAGCCCUCUCUGACUUCCAAACUCACUUUGUUGAUGCUGUGCACUCUCUCACAAGGAAGUGCGUGUCCAAGAGAGAGAAGCUGAUGAAGCAGUUGCUUGAAGCUAAGGAUGGUGGGCUGAAAGAAGACACCACUACAUGUACAUCAACAGCAGAUGACGAGGCAGUGAACACUUCAGAGAGUGGGAAAGGACUCAGCUUGUAACAGCAAUUGAAAACAUUAUAAUGAUAACAAAAAAGUUGAGAAUAGGGUUAUUUUUAAUUUUAGCUGUUAGCAGUUAUCACAACAUCAAUGUGACAGUAUCAUCAAUCUAUGCUAACAAGCCUCACCAGCUUUGAUGAUUUGAAUCUACUGAACAAUGGCAUCAGUAACCUCUCCAUGGUUGGAUAUAAGAACCAAGAGAUAGAAAACUUUGCCAAUUACAUUAAAUAAGUUUCAAAUACAACAUCAACUCAAGUUGUGGUCAAGAAGUUGAUUGGCAAUAGGAAGCUAUUUUGACACUACUUUGAAAUCAUGUUUAACCAAAAGCUUUUGGGAAAAAUGUUUAAAGGACAUUAUCUUCAUAAAAUCUAAAAAUUUUGUCUGUGUAAUUGAGGACACUCAUUUAUCACAUUUUUUAAUCAACUAAUAAAAUGACCCUCAUACUCUUUAUUUAGGAAAAAUAUUAGAACAGUACAUGUGCAAUAAGAAGUUUCAAAGCUAAAAUAAAUGUUUUAAAGAAGACAUGAUAACUAAAAGACAUGCAAGAAAAGCUAGUAUCACACUUGAUUUAACUUUGACACAUACUGUGCAUGCCUUUUUGUGAGAAUAUAUGACAAGUAACAUUUUCAACCACGAGUCUCGCACAGGAAUAAUAUUUAAAAAUGGAAUUAUCUGAUAAAAUUAAGUUGAGCUAAAACUAAUGACACGAACUGGUCCUUCCCCCAGCUUUCUGCAGCUUGGCUCUGAACUGAUAAAGAAGCAGUCUCAUUCUAAAAUACUGGUAACCAGUGUAGAUGCUCUUCUUGCAGAAUGUUAAUGGUUUGAGGUCAAGAAGAAAUUAUUAUGCGCACCCAAGAUGUGUUAAUUUUGGUACAAGAAUCCUUUACAUGCCAGUGUUAUUCAAUACUAGUUUGUAAAUGUAGGCA